Pneumocystis jirovecii RU7 is the source of this 591-nucleotide messenger RNA. RefSeq lists its product as uncharacterized. NCBI's taxonomy places the organism in Eukaryota, Fungi, Ascomycota, Pneumocystomycetes, Pneumocystales, Pneumocystaceae. The transcript has 7 exons. Bases 1 to 591 code for a protein of 196 amino acids. The record is from RefSeq and is a predicted model, not a curated record.
AUGAAAAAGCGCAUACAACACAAGAAUCAAAAAGAUAAUACAAAAAAAAGGCGCAUACAACCUAAAAAAUAUACAUCAUUGUCUUCAGAAAGUAUAAGUAGUGAUCAUGAAGAACUAUCCAUAGAUUCUAGACGGUUAUCACGGCCUUUGCAAGAAACAUCAACGAAAUUGUACUUAGAAGGGUUUGUUUCUCUGCAGAAUGAUACAUUUAAACGGAUAAAAAUGCUUAUAAAAACUGCAAAAGAGGAGAAAUGCACAAAUGAUCAUAAAUUUAAAGCAUUAAUUGGAGAUAUUUUGGCGUUAGAGGAUGAAGAACAUGUUUCAGAUGCAGGUAUAUUAAAAGAAAAUAUUUCAUCUUUUCUUUCUAUUUUAAUGGAUUAUCGAACGAUACUUGAGGAUUUGAUAAGUACAAAGUCUUCAGAAGUUUUUAAAUACAGAAAUGAAUAUGAUCAUGAAACAAAUCUUGCUAAAGCAGCAAUUACAAAUGCUGCUUCAAACACCUUUUUAGAAAUAAAUCAAAAUAUGGAUUAUAAAAAGGCACUGAAGAAGUUUGCAAAAGCUGUUAAUCUUGCUUUGCUUAGUGUUGAAUGA